GCCUCUCUCUCUCUCUCUCUUUCAUUCGCUCCCUCACUCGCUCUCACCACCACACGUUCCUCCUCGGCUCAUCACUCCCCCUCUCAUUGUACUCCUGCCCUCUGCUUCCAGAAGAGAGGGAUCAUGCGUCGUCCUGUUCCCUCCUCCUACUCCUCAUUCUGGGGUCUCUGUAGCGGUUUUGCUUCUGAGCAGAGCAUUGGAAGAUGUUCAUCUUUCUUCGGCAUGGUGGACUUUUAGAUCGGAAGCUAUCAGCAAAUCAGAUCUCUGCACUACCAAAUGUCCUGGUGGGAUGCAAGUCUUCGUGGGACUCCUGCUUUCUUCACAGCGCAGCUCAAUUCUCCUUGAAGUUCGAGGACAAUCCAUGAAGAAUCUCUUCAUUCCUUUCGUCUCCAACAUUGUGGAUAUCUGGCUUGGUGUAUAAUGUGUGUUUCUCUGCAUCUGAAGAUUUGACUGUGUGUGAGUGUUCAUGGCAGUCAAUUAGAGUGUCUCUGUUUGUGACAGUUGGUAGAUUUGGAAGACUGAAGAUUUGGCUGUGUGAGAGUGAGAGUGUUGCUCUGUGUGAGAGUGAGAGUGUGAGUGUUGCUCUGUGUAAGAGUGAGAGUGUGUGUGUUGCUCUGUGCGGAGUGCAGUCCCACUCCCCUCGUUCCUGGUUUUUGACUGGAGGGUUUAGCGGACGCUGGAGGGCAACGGAGACCCCCCACCUCCUCAUUGGUACUCACUACCCUGAGAGGAGAGGAGGGAAGAGACAGAGAGAAGGAUUGAGAGACAGAGAGAGAGAGACAGAGAGGUAGGGAGAGGGACAGAGAGAUAGGGAGAGGGACUGAGAGAGAGAGAGAGAGACUGAGAGGUAGGGAGAGGGACUGAGAGGUAGGGCGAGAGACUGAGAGGUAGGGAGAGGGACUGAGAGGUAGGUAGAACGAAGACAAAAAGGAAGCACGUGAGAAACAACAAUAAGGAUAGCAGGAUAGACAGAGAGACAAAUUGAGACAUAAAAAGAGAGUGAGAGAGAGACAGAGAGAGAGAGACAGAGAGAGAGAGAGAUACAGAGAGAGAGAGACAAAGAGAGAGAGAGAGACACACAGAGAGAGAGGGAGACAGAGACAGAGAGAGAGACACACAGAAAGAGAGAGAGACAAAGAGAGAGACAGAGAGAGAGAGAGAGAGAGAGAGAGAGAGAGAGAGAGAGAGAGAGAGAGAGAGAGAGAGAGAGAGAGAGAGAGAGAGAGAGAUAUUAUCUACCUCACUUGCUUUGGCAAUGUUAACACAUGUUUCCCAUGCCAAUAAAGCCCUUGAAUUGGAUUGAAUUGAAUUGACAGAGAGAGAGAGAGAGAGAGAGAGAGAGAGAGAGAGAGAGAGAGAGAGAGAGAGAGAGAGAGAGAGAGAGAGAGAGAGAGAGAGAGAGAGAGAGAGAGAGAGAGAGAGAGAGAGAGAGAGAGAGAGAGAGAGAGAGAGAGAGAGAGAGAGAGAGAGAGAGAGAGAGAGAGAGAGAGAGAGAGAGAGAUACAGAGAGAGAGAGAGAGAGAGAGAGAGAGAGAGAGAGAGAGACAGAGAGUGAGAGAGAGAGACACACCUUUCACACCUCUGUAUCCUCUCAUACACACACACAGUGAAUAGAAGACAAGGACACGUAGGCUUAAUCUGCGUGGACCUCCUCUCACCCAUGCUGUCCUCCCCCUCAGUCUCCCUCCUCUCUCACACACUCAGCAGUAUGAUUUUCUUCACAGCACCUUUUGACUGCUGUUAAUUGCAGCAACAAGAGACGAGGAGUGAAUCUGUGUUCUAAUCUCAAACAGUAAUUCAACCAAACUCAACACCAAGAAUGAAGAAAGAACAAAUGUGACGACAUCUCGGAAGAGUAAAAACAAUCCACUACAGGUCCUCUUCCAAACAGUGGACUGACUCAGAGAGCACCAUUGGACUGACUCAGAGAGCACCAUCGGACUGACUCAGAGAGCACCAUCGGACUGACUCAGAGAGCACCAUUGGACUGACUCAGAGAGCACCAUUGGACUGACUCAGAGAGCACCAUUGGACUGACUCAGAGAGCACCAUUGGACUGACUCAGAGAGCACCAUCGGACUGACUCAGAGAGCACCAUUGGACUGACUCAGAGAGCACCUCCAGGGACUUUUAGACAAAACCGAGAAGUGCAGAACCACUAAAGCCCACGAGAGACAAAGAAACUAGAGACACAUACAGCCGACUGAAGACUGGAGCAAGACACUAGAGACACAUACAUCCCAGUAAAGACUGGAGCAAGACACUAGAGACACAUACAGCCCAGUAAAGACUGGAGCAAGACACUAGAGACACAUACAGCCCAGUAAAGACUGGAGCAAGACACUAGAGACACAUACAUCCCAGUAAAGACUGGAGCAAGACACUAGAGACACAUACAGCCCAGUAAAGACUGGAGCAAGACAGUAGAGACACAUACAGCCCAGUAAAGACUGGAGCAAGACACUAGAGACACAUACAGCCCAGUAAAGACUGGAGCAAGACACUAGAGACACAUACAGCUGACUGAAGACUGGAGCAAGACACUAGAGACACAUACAGCCGACUGAAGACUGGAGCAAGACACUAGAGACACAUACAGCUGACUGAAGACUGGAGCAAGACACUAGAGACACAUACAGCCGACUGAAGACUGGAGCAAGACACUAGAGACACAUACAGCCGACUGAAGACUGGAGCAAGACACUAGAGACACAUACAGCUGACUGAAGACUGGAGCAAGACACUAGAGACACAUACAGCCGACUGAAGACUGGAGCAAGACACUAGAGACACAUACAGCUGACUGAAGACUGGAGCAAGACACUAGAGACACAUACAGCCGACUGAAGACUGGAGCAAGACACUAGAGACACAUACAGCCGACUGAAGACUUGAGCAAGACACUAGAGACACAUACAGCCGACUGAAGACUGGAGCAAGACACUAGAGACACAUACAGCCCAGUAAAGACUGGAGCAAGACACUAGAGACACAUACAGCUGACUGAAGACUGGAGCAAGACACUAGAGACACAUACAUCCCCGUAAAGACUGGUGCAAGGCAGGGUAAUCAGCCCCAGUAGCCCACCACUACUACCACCAGUACAACGAACGCCAGUACAGCCACUGCCAUGCAGGUGUCGUUUGCAUGUUCUGACCAGGACGGAGGAAGAGGAGGGCUGAGGCCCCCGGGGAAUGGAGGUCACAGCAAGCAGAACGCCACCAGCCCCAACACGGCCAGCCAGGCGCGGGCACGCUUCCGGACCGUGGCCCUCAUCGCCCGCAGCCUGGGCUCCUUGACCCACCGCUACCAGCACAACCUUAAGGAGUCCACCGCCAAGCUCACUGGCAUGAAGUACCGGAACCUGGGAAAAUCAGGCUUGCGUGUAUCCUGUUUGGGCCUCGGUACUUGGGUAACGUUUGGAGGUCAGAUUUCAGAUGAGGUGGCUGAGCAGCUGAUGACCAUAGCAUAUGAGAAUGGGGUCAAUCUCUUCGACACAGCCGAAGUUUAUGCCGGGGGGAAAGCUGAGAUAAUCCUGGGGAACAUCAUCAAGAAAAAGUGCUGGAGGAGAUCCAGUCUGGUGAUCACCACCAAACUCUACUGGGGUGGAAAAGCCGAAACCGAGAGAGGACUCAACAGGAAGCACAUCAUUGAAGGUCUGAGGAGCUCCCUACAGAGGAUGCAGCUGGAGUACGUGGAUGUUGUGUUUGCAAACCGGCCCGACAGCAACACUCCCAUGGAGGAGAUUGUGAGGGCGAUGACCCAUUUGAUCAACAAUGGCAUGUCCAUGUACUGGGGGACAUCACGAUGGUCUGCCAUGGAGAUUAUGGAAGCGUACUCGGUUGCACGGCAGUUUAACCUGAUCCCUCCGGUGUGUGAGCAGGCUGAGUACCACUUCUUCCAGAGGGACAAGGUGGAGACACAGCUACCUGAGCUCUACCAUAAGAUAGGUGUGGGUGUGGUCUCCUGGUCACCUCUAGCCUGUGGAAUCAUCACUGGAAAGUAUGAGAAUGGCAUCCCAGAAUGCUCCAGGGCCUCCAUGAAGCCGUACGCCUGGUUAAAGGAUAAGAUAGUGAGCGAAGAAGGGAGGAAACAACAGGCCAAGCUGAAAGAGCUCACUACCAUCUCUGAAAAGCUGGGCUGCACUCUGCCACAAUUAGCUAUCGCCUGGUGUCUGAGAAAUGAAGGAGUGAGCUCAGUGCUGCUGGGAACAUCCAACCCCAUCCAGCUUGCAGAGAAUCUGAGGGCCAUGGAGGUCAUUCCAAAGAUGACAGCAGGCAUUGCCACAGAGAUUGACCACGUCUUGGGAAACCAACCCCACAGGAAGAAGGACUUCCAACAAGCACAUUAGGAUGGAGCCAUUCUUCAGAACUGUGACUAUUCUGGACCAGCUCUCAUCAGUGGCACCUCCAGUCAGUGGCACCUCCAGUCAUUGUGUGCCCAACCCUGUUUGUGUGUGUGUGUGUGUAUGUGUGUGUGUGUGUGUUCUACGCAGUUCCUCGUCCUGCCACACCCGAAUAAAGAUCAACCAGUAGUCAGUGUCGUUAACUGAGAGCUCUGCUUGAUAAAGCAUGCAUGCCACACAGCUCAUCCACUCCACUUCAGUGCAGCUCAAACCUGCCGAACUAACCAGCCGUUAUCAAGAUAGCAAUCAAGUCAGACUAAGAUCACCUGAAUCAGUUGAGGCUGCUGAGGCGAGGACGGCUCAUAAUAAUGGCUGAAAUAGACUGUAAUGGAUAGAAUAGAAUUGUAUCAAACACAUGAAAACCAUGUUUUUGAUACCAUUCCAUUUACUCCAUUCCAGCCGUUAUUAUGAGCUGUUCUCCCCUCACCAGCCUCCACUGAAUCUGAUGUGCAAAUCCCUUAUGGCACACCCAGCUGUCCCGCAUUCUGUGUAGAAGCCUUUGUAGGCUAAACGGGACAUUCAUGAGUACAAACUCUUGGACAGAGGACUGUGUUCCUGUCCUCAAAGUGAUGGACAUGGACAAAUGAUCUGUCCAUGACGGUCAGUGCUGGCUGAGCCCCUCCUAUCCUACAACCUAAGUGCUUACCUAACCCCGCAUUGUUGUCGUGAUAAUUAACUGUUUCGAUACAUGCUGACAUCUUGUGGUUUUUGAACGUUUUUCCCCCCAUUGUGAUGUUAAAAUACCAACAGGGUUGUGUUGGAUUGAAUAUUUCAAAACGACAUGUGUAAUGACUGUUAACUGAUUAUAUAUAUUUUUGUCAAUGAAUGCAGAAGAACACAGUAUUAUUAUGAUAGUACUUUCAUAGUAUCUCCCCAUUUCUCUCUAACAAUGCAUACUCUUCUGCAAACAGAUAUUGCAGGCAUGUACAUAGGUCUACCGUUGGUGUAAGCAGUAUCACUGGAUGCUAUCUAGUGCCCUCAUUGCACAUACCGAUAUAUUUUAAUUUUAUCCAAGUUAAACUGAUGUAUAUGAUGUAUAUUCUACCCUUUGUCAUUGCACCUGGGCUAAAACUGAAUACAAUGUCUGUUCAAAUGUAAAAUGGUAUAAUGAGAUUAUGUCAGAGGUUGAGAGUUCAGUAAAGACUCCUUAAUUGAUGUAGUUGUUGUUGCUCAUUUGUACAUACUGUGUAUAAAUAAAUAUCCAGUGUGAACGAUUGUA
Oncorhynchus keta (chum salmon) is the source of this 5624-nucleotide messenger RNA. RefSeq names its product potassium voltage-gated channel subfamily A regulatory beta subunit 1b (gene kcnab1b). The transcript has 14 exons. Lineage: Eukaryota; Metazoa; Chordata; Actinopteri; Salmoniformes; Salmonidae. The coding region runs from base 3131 to 4351 and encodes 406 amino acids. The record is from RefSeq and is a predicted model, not a curated record. Gene Ontology annotation, molecular function: transmembrane transporter binding; voltage-gated potassium channel activity; potassium channel regulator activity. Gene Ontology annotation, cellular component: voltage-gated potassium channel complex; juxtaparanode region of axon; membrane. Gene Ontology annotation, biological process: potassium ion transport; transmembrane transport; negative regulation of delayed rectifier potassium channel activity.